Molecule: messenger RNA, 1217 nt
Organism: Nothobranchius furzeri (turquoise killifish)
Lineage: Eukaryota; Metazoa; Chordata; Actinopteri; Cyprinodontiformes; Nothobranchiidae
Product: MICOS complex subunit MIC26
Biological process (GO): cristae formation
Cellular component (GO): MICOS complex
Source: RefSeq, a predicted model, not a curated record
GGGAGAUGGGGAUUUCUAUAUCCUGUAUUUGCUAUUGUGACUACAGCUGCGUAAAAAUGCUAUUUAAUGUUGGCUAUAAUUUUCCCAAUUGAAUAAUUUCAUUUUAUGUAUAUACCUGAUGUUACAUUUGAAAGUUUCGCGGUUCGUCAAAUUUCUCAAGAAGGCGUCACGUGUAAUGCCCCUCCGCAGUUGCCGUAGUGAAUGCAUGGCCUUGUUCAAGGUGACAGACAGAGAGCCAUGCCGGGAGCGCCUCAACUGCCACCUUUCACCGUUUUUGCUGCUGGGGCUGCCGGUGGCGGAGAAAAGGAGACAACGGCGCCGUUGAGCCUGGACGAACUGUCUCUGUACGCGGCUCCUCAGCAGAACCGUCGGUAUGCGGAGCCCGAAGCCGGGCAGCUGGAGGAGCGUGUCGCCACCUUCAGGAAGCUAGCAGAGCCAUACUCGGCUUGGUGUUCGGGCACCUUCGACAAAAUUAAACCCAAAGUUCAGAAGGUCGUCCAGUUCGGGAGUGACGCCUACGCUUGUCUGCAGAAACCUCCGAAGGACUUCUAUCCUCGGGCGGGAAUCAUCGGCUUUGCCGGAAUGCUCGGCUUGUUUCUGGCCAGAGGCUCCAGGGUGAAGAAGCUCCUCUACCCGGCGGGUUUCAUGGCCGUAAGCGCCUCCCUUUACUACCCAGAGCAGGCGGCAGCCAUCGCAAAGUCAACCGGAGACUCCGUCUACGACAGCGCGGUGCGGAGCUACGCUGCGCUAGAGAAGAUCCUGAAAAACCCUCAAAGCAAGGAUGCAAACGGGGACAAAUCUAAACGCAACCCGUAGGCUUAUGUUCAGCUGCUCAGCAAUACCAGCCUGGUGGUGACAGGACUGGCUUUAGGGCUAGGGUUAGAGUCCCUCUCUGCACUUUGCUGUUACUCAGGCCGGCCAUGCCCUGUCACAUACUGGACCUGCUACUUGAAUAAUUAACCUCUGAUUGUAUAUUUAAGUAAAAAAUGAAUCUGUGGGGCUUUGAUUAAAAAUCAGGUUUUAACACAUUUUUCUGGUUUGCUUUGUGAAGUUUGAGUAGAGACCAAAGAAAACGAAAGCUGUUCUGGUUCUGUAAUAGGAACCUGACUUAUGAUUGUUUUUGAUAAGUUAAACUACAUCUUGGAAAUCCCAAAACCAUGAGCUGUAAAACAAGCAACAUGUUUUAAAUGAAUAAAUGAUCAUUCUUUUGAAUACUA